This is a messenger RNA of Melanaphis sacchari, 522 nucleotides long. RefSeq lists its product as uncharacterized. Lineage: Eukaryota; Metazoa; Arthropoda; Insecta; Hemiptera; Aphididae. The transcript has 2 exons. Bases 1 to 522 code for a protein of 173 amino acids. The record is from RefSeq and is a predicted model, not a curated record.
AUGAAUACCGUAGAUCGAUAUGACUUGGAACUACGAGUCUCUUGGCGUGCUACCCCAAAGGCGGCCUGGACGCGCCGCGUCAUCCCUGACUUACCAAGAUGGCUGGAAAGGACCGUCCCAUGGGUGCCUCUGACAUUUCACAUGACACAGGCACUCACGGGCCACGGCUGCUUUGGAUGGUACCUCCAUCGCAUGAAUAGGGCCGCCAGCCCGCGCUGCUGGCAGUGCUCGGGCGAAUCAGACACCGCCGAACACACUUUGUUCGAUUGCCCCCACUGGGACGGCUUUCGCGAACCCUCGAGCGCCAGGAUUAGCCAUCGACCGAGCACCGACGACGUCCCGGACAUUAUCUGCGGACCGGCGUUCAAGCUUCUGCCGGUGGACGCUCACGGGAGGGACGCCAUCCUGAGUGAAGCCGAAGAGCGAUUUAAGCUGUUUUACGGCAUGGUGGAGAAUAUCCUUUCAGCUAAGGAAGAAGAGGAAAGAGCGCGACAGGCUGUGAACGAACGGAAUCCACCAUAG